GAGGAAGAGUACCCCAGGGAGGGUGCCCCCUCUGACUUCACGGACGCUUACACGGACAAGGAGGAUGACGAGUGCGACCUCCAGGACUAUGUCGCCAGCAACCCUGUCCCCUUCCAGCUUCUGUCCUGUUGCCUGAUUUUGGGUGGCGUGGUCCUGAUGAACUAUGGUUUCAGCGCGCAAACUCUCCGUACGUCCCUCAUGGUGGACCGCUCGGAAGAGGGAUUCUGCUGCUGGCGGCAGAACCCCGCACCAUUCUACGCAGGCGAUCCUUGCGCAUGUCCCACAGAACAUCGAGGUGAUUACUCGUGCCCGCCGGAUGGCUGCACAGAUGGUAACGAAAUCUGGCAGAGGGGCCCCGGAACGGAGAGCAACACAAAGGCCUUUUGCCAUCAGUUUGUGGAGGUCGCUUCCUGGUGCCCCAGUGCUCGCAGCUUCAGUUCACCCCUGUCGCCUGCCGCAGCGCCGGCUGGGACACCCGCCCCAACGCCUGCGCCUGGGUUCUGCUGCUAUCGCGACCAUCCGGCUCCGGGCUACUAUGGAGAGCCGUGUGGAUGUCCAACCGAGCACCGCGGAGAUUACACCUGCCCCGAAGAGGGCUGUACCGACUCCACAGGGGCUCGUUGGCGCCGCGGCGAGACUGCACCUUUCGCCAAUACCCAAGCGUACUGUAGCAGUAUGGACAGCACCGCAGCAUGGUGUCCGAGUCGGUAG
Symbiodinium pilosum is the source of this 711-nucleotide messenger RNA. NCBI's taxonomy places the organism in Eukaryota, Dinophyceae, Suessiales, Symbiodiniaceae. The record is from the annotation of a GenBank genome assembly.